AUGCUAGAAUUGGCAGUGGAGCCGUUGUAUGCAUUGACCCAGUACGCUUUAGACUUUGAAGCGAGAUCUACCAUCGAGAGCAUUGCAGUGUUUGCAAAGUGCUUCGUCACCUUUGCUUGUGUGACAUGGAGUAAAAGCUAUAUCUCUGAUAACCAAAGAGGUUGGGCUGUUUUGUCUUUUCUUUUGGGCCAGUUGGCAUAUGCUUUGGUCACAGUGGUAGGGUAUAUGCGUCGUUUCAACUUCCGUGUGUCCAGACCUGCAAAGGUGACCGAGAAUAAGAAAGUCUUUCUUUUUGAUCCGAGUCUUACCAAACUAUACUUCACUUUAUUUUUCCAAAUGCUCUUUAAACUUGUAUUGACAGAGGGAGACAAAAUCAUGAUGGGGUACCUUUUUGAUGUCUCGCAACAAGGAACAUACGCUGUGAUCAGCAAUUACGGGUCUAUGAUAGCUCGCAUAGUGUUCUUACCUGUGGAGGAAAUGCUUAGAAAUCUGUUUACAAAAGUGUUUGCUGCUGAAACACCCUCGGCUAAAACAGCUUUCACUACCAUGGAGAAUCUCCUAGCGUUUUACAUGUAUUUUAGCAUCCUUUUACUUUUGGGCGGCACCUUCAAUGGGGAAUUUCUUCUUCGGAUCUUACUUGGACGAAGUGCGGCAUGGAGGAGCUCAGAGUUGUUUGCCUUGUUCCCGCAAUACAUUUUGUACCUCCCAUUUAUGGCGUUCAACGGUAUCCUUGAGGCUUUCCAGACCAGCAUAUUGAGCGACAGGCAAAUCAAGGUUUACUCAUUAUUCAUGCUAUUCCUGACGUUCAUCUCCUUUCUUGUGCUGAUUGUUCUGGUCAAACAAUGGGGAUGGGGUCUUACUGGCUUGAUUGUCGCCAAUAUAACUUCCAUGACACUUAGGAUCAUUUACUGUUCCUUCACCUACGUUCGUUUUGCUCGGAAGCAUAGCGUCAAGACUUCCCUCGCCACUCUUUUCCGCAGAACGGCAUCGCCUAUAGGCUAUUCUGUCUUUGCUUACGUUCUUCAAUCCCAGCUUCUCGGCUCUCACACCACUUCCUUUCAAGAAUUUUUCAUCAGUGCAUGCAUUUGUUUCACUUGCCUUCUAGUGUUUUUGAUGAAUGAAAGACGUACGAUAGAGGACACUUUUGUCAACAAGUUGAGAAGAAACCGGGGCAUGAAGGUCAAGGACGAAUAA
This is a messenger RNA of Candidozyma auris, 1194 nucleotides long. RefSeq names its product glycolipid translocation protein. The transcript has a single exon. Lineage: Eukaryota; Fungi; Ascomycota; Pichiomycetes; Serinales; Metschnikowiaceae. Gene Ontology annotation, cellular component: endoplasmic reticulum membrane. The record is from RefSeq and is a predicted model, not a curated record. Gene Ontology annotation, biological process: dolichol-linked oligosaccharide biosynthetic process; glycolipid translocation. The coding region runs from base 1 to 1194 and encodes 397 amino acids.